UGCCGGGUGUGGUUGUUAGGAGCAGGCUGGUUGCUAAGGGACUGGACUCGGGAUUCUAACGGGGAAAGAAGCUGCGAAAUGGACUCCAGUGGAGACUGGGCAACCGGAGCCAGUAUUCUGGAUGAUGAGAAUGCCAGGCUCCGCCAGCUCAAGCUGCACAACCAGCGGGCCCUUCUGGAGCAGAAACAGAGGAGGAAGAGGCAGGAGGCCCACAUGGUACAGCCAAACCAAGAGUCCAGAGGACGGCGUGGAAGAGCCAAGAAGAGCGAGGAGCAAGCCCCCCUAAUGCAGUGUCAGACCCCCCGAUCUGCGCCCUCAGAUGUCGUUUUACAUGGAAUAGAUGGCCCAGCUGCGUUUCUCAGUUCUGAGAGCCAGGAUCUGGAAUAUAAAAUUCAUAUUCUAUCAGUGGGAGAAACCUGCCCUGAUGACAUUACAUCAGACAAUUCCAGGCCCAACUCCAACGAGGUGAAUGGCCGAUCUGGAUCAACUCAGGGCAAGCCCUCUUCUCCCUCAAAAGAAUGGAAAGGCAAAUCUCGAAUACCUGAGACAAAACCCCAGUCGCCUUCUAGCAAAACUCAAAGCACUUUAAAAGAAGUAAAGACCUAUACUGCUCCCCCCACCGAAUCUAUAACCAAACCUGGCUCUGAAGAGGACGAAGAGGCCCCUACAAAGCGAGAUGUGUCCAAACGUGACCUUCAAGAAAUGCUGCAGGAGAGGGGCAUUUCAGACAGUCUUAACUUUGAUGAAGAAUCUUCAGACGAGGGGGAGACGGAGUCUGGGAGCACUCGGCCUGGAUCUUCCUCCAGCAAAAAAUCCCUUACAGACUCUGCCUCUGCAGACACUGCUCCAGCAGCACCAUCUGGAGAUCCAGUGGAUGUGGGAGACCUAAAGGAGUUUGCUGUACGUUCAGCACCUCGUGGUGUCACUAUAAGGUGUCGAAUUAGCCGUGACAAGAAGGGGAUGGACCGUGGCCUGUAUCCAACCUAUUACAUGCACCUGGAGAGAGAGGACAACCGGAAAGUUUUCCUUCUUGCUGGUCGAAAGAGGAAAAAAAGCAAAACCUCCAACUACCUGAUCUCCAUCGACCCCACUGACAUGUCUCGGGAAGGCGGCAGCUUUAUAGGGAAACUCAGAUCCAACCUGAUGGGGACCAAGUUCACGGUGUAUGACAGCGGAGAGAAUCCAGCCAAGGCUCCGGGGUUAGCGGACAGCAGUAGCGUUCGGCAAGAGCUGGCGGCGGUUUGUUACGAGACCAAUGUGCUGGGCUUCAAAGGGCCGAGGAAGAUGUCCGUAUUAAUACCAGGAAUGAAUAUCAACCAUGAACGCAUUCCCUUCCAGCCACAGAAUGAGUCGGAGAGUCUUCUGUCCAGGUGGCAGACCAAGAAUCAGGAGAAUAUCAUUGAGCUGCACAAUAAAGCUCCAGUGUGGAACGACGACACGCAGUCCUACGUGCUGAACUUUCAUGGGCGCGUGACACAUGCCUCCGUCAAGAACUUCCAGAUCGUACACGACAAUGACCCUGAGUACAUUGUCAUGCAGUUUGGCCGUGUGGCGGAGGACCUCUUCACCCUGGACUACAGCUACCCACUGUGCGCCCUGCAGGCUUUCUCUGUUGCUCUCUCUAGUUUUGACAGCAAGCUGGCAUGUGAGUGAGAGGGAAGAGCCCAGCCGUGUGUAUGUGCCUGCUGCCAAGCAAUGCAUUAAACCUGUAACGCUUUGCGUCUGAGACAGGAGGAGCCACUGUGCCUUUUCACCAUCCCAAAUACGCAGCAGUUCUGGAGGCUGUCCCCCUGUCUGUCUGCUACUCGUACUGUGUAUGUAAUCAAUGUUCUGCUCAUGGAAACCGCAUGCAGAUUGUGGACUAUGAGACUGUUCCUUACAUGUAAUGUACAGUACUGUGUAUAGUGCCUGCUACCUUAUAUUAGCUUUGAGUGCAGUGCUGUGUAUAGCGGCUGCUGCCUCAUAUUC
Molecule: messenger RNA, 1968 nt
Organism: Bufo bufo (common toad)
Lineage: Eukaryota; Metazoa; Chordata; Amphibia; Anura; Bufonidae
Gene: TULP3
Product: TUB like protein 3
Exons: 11
Coding region: 79-1653 (524 amino acids)
Biological process (GO): protein localization to cilium
Cellular component (GO): cilium
Source: RefSeq, a predicted model, not a curated record